CAUUCCUAUUUGCAUAUAUUCUACUUUGGCUCGGAAAAAUUAACUGCUCUAUUUGAUACCACAAUGAGUUUCCAAAACUCGGGUUGUGAUCAGAGCAGCGAUACGGAGCACGUCUACGGUUGGAUCACCGAUCUGUGCAAUAAGGAGACUCGCUUUUUGGCCAUGUUGGAGCUAUGGGAAAGACGCAGCCACAUUGACAGCCUGGGUCCCUUGCUCUGGCAUUCCUUUGGAGCCGUAAGUGGUUUGCUGCAAGAGGUUGUUUCAAUCUACCCGACAAUCUACACGGACAACGAACUGAACGGUCAGCAGUCGCACCGCAUUUGCGCAGCCAUUGGACUGAUCCAGACCAUGGCCUCACAUCCCUUUGUCGGUAUUCAGCUGAUGCGCUGCCAAUUCAUGUGUUAUUUGAUGCCGUUGCUUAAGAUGACCUCACAAUCUCGGGCCGCUGAGCAUGUUCGCCUCUCCGUUCUGGGCGUCAUCUGCGGUCUACUGAAAUCGGACCAUCCAGAGAUCGUUGGCUACUUCCUGGGCACUGAAUUGAUUCCACUUAUUUUGCGUCAGCUGGAGCUGGGUACCAGUAUGAGUAAGGUUCUCUGCGCAUUUGUCUUGUACCGCAUCUUAGAACACGACGUAGGCUUGAAGUUUGCCAGUCGAAGGUUGGCUCGUAGACUUCAUCUGAUCCACACCCUGGCCAGAGUUGUCCACCAACUGACCCUGGAACCGGGUCCUCACCUCAAGCAUGUGGUGAGGAUAUAUUCCCGCCUGGCUGACCAUCCCCAGAGUCUGGAGCUGAUCCUUAAGCUCUUGCCGGCGCAGAUUCGAAACGGCUAUUUCUGCCAGGAGAGUCUGCCGGGCUAUGAGAGCGCUUCACUGGAGCUGGCUGAUCUCAACCGUAAGCUGAAUGACAAGAACGUGAAAAAAGACCUAUCUCAUGAGGAAUAACGCACUGAAGGGAUACAAUUACGCUGAAAUUCACACCUCGACCUUUUUAAUCCACCUAAUUGGCCCUACCAAUAUACACACAUGGCCAGC
Molecule: messenger RNA, 1032 nt
Organism: Drosophila takahashii
Lineage: Eukaryota; Metazoa; Arthropoda; Insecta; Diptera; Drosophilidae
Source: RefSeq, a predicted model, not a curated record